Neltuma alba is the source of this 1166-nucleotide messenger RNA. RefSeq lists its product as uncharacterized. The record is from RefSeq and is a predicted model, not a curated record. The coding region runs from base 108 to 797 and encodes 229 amino acids. Lineage: Eukaryota; Viridiplantae; Streptophyta; Magnoliopsida; Fabales; Fabaceae. The transcript is spliced from 3 exons.
GAAGGGUCAAGAUGGUAUCAACAUUUUCAUGGAAAAGGGAAAGCCAUAGCCCAUAGGUGCGAAGCUCAAAAGCUCCCAAAUUGAGUGGUUGUGCUGGUGGUGUAGUAAUGGAGGAUGACCGUCAAUGGGAUGGUUCAGAGAAGUCGGAGCAAGCCUUAACCUCAAAUCUCCAUUACCUCCACUCAUCAAAACUCCAACAAACCCAGUUGCGAGAUUGUUCAAUGGUGGUUAUCAGAGACAUCCGGCAACACAAUGACUGCUCCGUCUUCCCGCCAGUUAACCAUGAAAACCUGCACAUUUCUUCAUUGUCACACCAGUGUGACGACAUUUCGAUAUCACCUUCGCCGUCCUCCAUUUCUUCCUCUUCCUUUUCUCGUUCGGAAUCUUCGUUUUCACCCUCCGAUACUGAUGCUUGUGGCAUAUCAUCAUCAUUACCGUCUGAUUCACCGGUAGAGAAAAUUGAUGGGUUUAAUGGGUGGAUGAGAAUUGGCCUGAAGACCUUACGCGGGAAGCUUUUCGCGAUGAUUAAUUCGUAUCGAAAUUUUGCUUCCAACAGAAGUGUCAUCUUGUCAAUUGGGCCGGCGGUUUCUACGGUAAUAUUGGCGUGGUGGAUAUGCAUACGGCUUUGGUGUUGGCUGAAGGAGAGGAGGAGGAGGCGCAAGCAGCGUGAAAAUCACCUGAUGACCAUCAUUAAAGAGAAAGACGAGAGAAUCGCUCAACUCUUGGAGCGAAUUAUGCAAAUGAAUGAAAUACUUAUAGAUCGUCACAAAGCUUUGGCAGCCAAAUUGGCAGAAUGAUUUGCUCAUGGUGCGGAAUAUGGUAGCUAUGGUUUUAAUGUAAAAACAAUCUCAUGGUGAUCAUUCGCACUGCUAUCGCAGAGUGUCUGAACAGGUACUAGAGUGCAGCAUCUCGACCGUAAUGUAAGAAAACAAAAAACGCCUGACGAAGGAACCGUCAUCUCCUGUUGUACUAUUAAUCCGGUCAAAAUAGGAAGAAGUUAUUCAACUCCUCCAGAAUGAUUGGUUCAGCAAGGAACCACCAAAUUUUUGUAGGAAAGCCAGCAGAGCUCUCUCAUAUUGUACCUGCUGUUAUUUUACAAUACUAGAUGUAGGUUUUGUGUGCACAUGGAAUUUGAUGUAAGCUGCAUUUUAUAUAUAUUUAUAUAU